GAAUGGAAAAAGAAGUAUGUAUGCCUUUAUGGAGAUGGUCGAUUGACGUAUCACCACACUCAAAAAGACUAUCGGGACAAACCCAGCCACGGAAAAGAGGUGUUUCUUGGGCUCGCCACUGUUCGAAUUGCCGGUAGACAACGUCCGCGAAACACUCAACGUGGCAUGGUGACAAGUCAAUCGGAAGAGCCGAGCUCGACGAACUCAGGAGGAGCUGGAGGUUCGGGAGAAGGUACGUCUGGAGGAAGUGACGAUGCGAAGGAGGCGUCCCCUGCCGUUCAACUGACUCCUCAAACCGUUGCUGGCCAGGCCAGAAAAAGAGACGAGGUGAUCAUCACCUCUGACCAGAAGCGAUGGGAGUUUUGCGUGGCAGCUGAUGAACGUGACGCGUGGGUGGCAGCGAUUGAGGAGCAAAUCGAAAAAGCGCUCCAAAAUCAGAUGAGCAAGCCUAGUACAAGAGCCCGAGGCGACAGGGAAGAGGUGUUGGCCCUUCGCCAGCUGCCCGGCAACGACCGUUGUGCGGAUUGCGGCCAAACGUCACCUGAUUGGGCAAGCCUCAAUCUUGGCAUUUUGAUAUGCAUCGAGUGUUCUGGAACUCAUCGGAAUCUUGGGUCUCAUAUUUCACGGGUUCGUUCGCUCGAUUUGGAUGCAUGGCCUGUGGAAUUUUUGGCAGUGAUGCAAGCGAUCGGCAACGAUGCUGCGAAUCGGCUAUGGGAGCACCACGCUCCGUCCGAUCGACGUCCAC
Messenger RNA from Ostertagia ostertagi, 745 nucleotides. The record is from the annotation of a GenBank genome assembly. NCBI's taxonomy places the organism in Eukaryota, Metazoa, Nematoda, Chromadorea, Rhabditida, Trichostrongylidae.